Messenger RNA from Nematolebias whitei (Rio pearlfish), 3901 nucleotides. It is a transcript of the gene upf2, whose product is annotated as UPF2 regulator of nonsense mediated mRNA decay. Gene Ontology annotation, molecular function: RNA binding; protein binding. NCBI's taxonomy places the organism in Eukaryota, Metazoa, Chordata, Actinopteri, Cyprinodontiformes, Rivulidae. The transcript has 20 exons. The record is from RefSeq and is a predicted model, not a curated record. Gene Ontology annotation, biological process: nuclear-transcribed mRNA catabolic process, nonsense-mediated decay. Gene Ontology annotation, cellular component: cytoplasm; exon-exon junction complex. Bases 74 to 3901 code for a protein of 1275 amino acids.
GGGAGACUAAAAGGUCUUCUUUCGGUUAACCGAAAAACUGCCCACCGAUGUUUGUUUUGGUGUCAUCUGUGGUAUGCCUGACGAACGCCAGCUCUCAGUAAACAUGGACGACAAAGACGUUUGCUCCUUGGGUAACAAAGAAAAGGAGAAGGACAGGGAGGCUGACAGGAAGCCAGGAUCCGCUCGGGACAAGGUGAAGGACGAGGCCAAAGUGAGCGGGAAAAAAGAUGGCAGCAAGGAGGAGAAGAGGAAGCGCCUAGAGGAGGAGAGGAAGAAGAAAGAGGAGAAGGAGCAAAGGAAGAGGGAGGAGGAGAAACAAAAAGUGGAGCAGGAGCAGAAGAAGAAAGAGGAGGAGGAGGAGAAGAGGCAGCAGGAGGAACAGGAAAGGAAGCUCCAAGAGGAGGAGACCAAACGGCAGCGUGAGGAGGAGGCGGCUCUCCUGAAAGAAAAGGAGGAGGGGCAUCAGCUGCACCAGGAAGCCUGGGAGCGCCAUCAGUCCAGGAAGGAGCUGCGCUGCAGGAACCAGAACGCUCACGAGGGUCGGCCCGAGGAGGCCUUCUUCAGCCGGCUGGACUCCAGCCUCAAAAAGAACACGGCCUUUGUGAAGAAGCUCCGCACGCUCACCGAGCAGCAGCGAGACGCGCUCUCCAACGAUUUCGCCUCCCUCAACCUCAGCAAGUACAUCGGCGAGGCCGUGAGCUCCGUGGUGGAGGCCAAGCUGAAGAUCUCCGAUGUCGCCUGCGCCGUCCACCUGUGCUCCCUGUUCCACCAGCGCUACGCGGAGUUCGCCCCGUUGCUGCUGCAGGCGUGGAAGAAGCACUUUGAGGCGAGGAAAGAGGACAAGGCGCCCAACGUGAGCAAGCUGCGCACGGACCUGCGCUUCAUCGCCGAGCUGACCAUCGUUGGCCUCUUCACCGACAAAGAAGGCCUGUCGCUCAUUUACGAGCAGCUGAAGAACAUCAUCGGCGCGGACCGGGAGACGCACACGCACGUGUCGGUGGUGAUCAGCUUCUGCAAGCACUGCGGCGACGACAUCGCCGCUCUGGUGCCCCGCAAGGUGAAGCUGGCGGCCGACAAGUUCAGCCUGACCUUCCCUCCGAGCGAAAUCAUCAGCGUGGAGAAGCAGCAGCCGUUCCAGAACCUCCUGAGGGAGUACUUCACAUCCCUCACCAAACACCUGAAGAAGGACCACCGCGAGCUGCAGAACAUCGAGAGGCAGAACCGGCGUAUCUUACAUUCCAAAGGCGAGCUGAGCGAAGACCGACACAAGCAGUAUGAAGAGUUUGCCACGUCGUACCAGAAGCUGCUGGCCAACACUCAGACGCUGGCCGACCUGCUGGAUGAGAACAUGCCAGAGCUGCCGCAGGACAAGACUGUGCAGGAAGAGCACGGCCCCGGCAUCGACAUUUUCACCCCCGGUAAACCCGGGGACUACGAACUCGAGGGGGGAAUCUGGGAGGACGAAGAUGCUCGCAACUUCUACGAGAACCUGGUGGACCUGAAGGCCUUCAUUCCUGCCAUCCUCUUCAAGGACAACGAGAAGAGCAGUCAGAGCAAAGACAAGGACGAGUCCAAAGACGUCAGGGAGGGAAAGGACGGGACGAGCACCACAGAGGAGCUGGAGCUGGAAGCUCUCGACAUCACAGACGAGCCUCUGGAACUGGAAGGAGCAGACGAGGUGGAGAACGAAGAACUGACCAAAAAGCUGCUCGACGAACAAGAACAAGAGGACGAGGAGGCCAGCACAGGCUCACACUUGAAGCUGAUUGUGGACGCCUUCAUCCAGCAGCUCCCCAACUGCGUCAACAGAGACCUUAUAGACAAGGCUGCCAUGGACUUCUGCAUGAACAUGAAUACCAAAUCCAACCGGAGGAAGCUGGUCCGAGCCCUGUUCACCGUCCCCAGGCAGAGGUUGGACCUGCUGCCGUUUUACUCUCGCCUGGUGGCGACGCUGCACCCCUGCAUGUCGGACGUGGCCGAGGAUCUCUGCUCCAUGCUGAAGGGAGACUUCAGGUUUCAUAUUCGUAAGAAGGACCAGAUCAACAUCGAGACGAAAAACAAAACGGUGCGCUUCGUCGGAGAGUUGGCGAAGUUCAAGAUGUUCUCGAAGCCGGACUCGCUUCAUUGUCUGAAGAUGCUGCUGUCCGAUUUCACCCAUCACCACAUCGAGAUGGCGUGCACGCUGCUGGAGACGUGCGGCCGCUUCCUGUUCCGAUCGCCGGACUCCCACCUGCGUACGAGCGUCCUGCUGGAGCAAAUGAUGCGUAAAAAGCAGGCGCAACAUCUGGACGCCCGCUACGUGACCAUGGUGGAGAACGCCUACUACUACUGCAACCCUCCACCCAUAGAGAAGGCGGUGAAGAAGAAGAGGCCACCGCUGCAGGAGUACAUCCGGAAGCUCCUCUACAAGGACCUGUCCAAGGUGACCACGGAGAAGGUGCUCAGGCAGAUGCGUAAGCUGCCGUGGCAGGAGCCAGAGGUGAAGGGCUACCUGAUCUGCUGCAUGAUCAACAUCUGGAACGUCAAGUACAACAGCAUCCACUGCAUGGCCAACCUGCUGGCCGGCCUGGUGGCCUACCAGGAGGACGUGGGGAUCCACGUGGUGGACGGAGUGCUGGAGGACAUCCGCCUCGGCAUGGAGGUCAAUCAGCCCAAGUUCAACCAGCGGCGGAUCAGCAGCGCCAAGUUCCUGGGCGAGCUGUACAACUACCGCAUGGUGGAGUCGGCCGUCAUCUUCCGCACCUUGUUCUCCUUCACCUCCUUCGGGGUGAGUCAGGACGGCAGCCCCAGCCCCCUGGACCCCCCGGAGCACCUGUUCCGGAUCCGGCUGGUCUGCACCCUGCUGGAUACCUGCGGGCAGUACUUCGACCGCGGCUCCAGCAAGAAGAAGCUCGACUGUUUCCUCGUCUACUUCCAGCGGUACAUCUGGUGGAAAAAGAGUCUGGAUCUUUGGACCAAGGAUCACCCGUUCCCCAUCGACAUGGACCACAUGAUCAGAGACAGCCUGGAGCUGCUCCGGCCCAAGAUGAGGCUCUGCAGCUCCCUGGACGAGGCCACCAAGCAGGUCUUGGACCUGGAGAGGGAGGUGCUCGUCAAACUGGGCAUGGCCAUGGAGAAGGACGGUCGCUCCAGCGCCAUGAGCGAAGGGGACGCUCUCGACGAGGAAGACGACGACGGGGACGACGAGGAAGAGGGAGGCGCCGAAACCGAGGAGCAGUCGGGCAACGAGAGCGAAAUGAACGAGCAGGAAGAGGACGAAGGAUCUGAGAACGAAGAGGAGGAGAGGGAGGAAGAGGAAGAGGAGAACACGGACUACCUGACGGACUCCAAUAAAGAAAAUGAGACGGAUGAGGAGAACAAUGAAGUUACGAUCCGUGGCGGCGGACUGAAGCACGUGGAAUGUCCCGAGGACGAAGACUUCAUCCAGGCUCUGGACAAGAUGAUGCUGGAGAACCUGCAGCAGCGCAGUGGCGAGGCAGUGAAGGUGCACCAGCUGGACGUGGCCAUUCCUCUGCAGCUGAAGAGUCAGCUGAAGAAGGGGGGGUCUGGACAGCAGUGCACGGUGGAGGGAGACUCUGACGACUCCAACACCAUGCAGUUCGUCAUGCUGACCCGCAAGGGCAACAAGCAGCAGUAUAAGAUCCUGAACGUUCCCCUGUCGUCUCACCUGGCGGCGAACCACUUCAACCAGCAGCAGGCGGAGCAGGAGGAGCGCAUGAGGAUGAAGAAACUGACCCUGGACAUCAACGAGAGGCAGGAGCAGGAGGACUACCAGGAGAUGAUGCAAUCGUUGGCCCAGCGCCCGGCUCCGGCCAACACCAACCGAGAGCGCCGGCCUCGCUACCAGCACCCGAAGGGCGCGCCCAACGCCGACCUGAUCUUCAAAACCGGAGGAAGGUGA